Molecule: messenger RNA, 1660 nt
Organism: Prunus dulcis (almond)
Lineage: Eukaryota; Viridiplantae; Streptophyta; Magnoliopsida; Rosales; Rosaceae
Product: protein LATERAL ORGAN BOUNDARIES-like
Exons: 2
Coding region: 465-1052 (195 amino acids)
Source: RefSeq, a predicted model, not a curated record
CAGAGUCAUAGUCAUUCUUUUUUAGUGUGCCUCUCCCAUUUAUUACUUUGUCUUUUGCCUUCAUUCUUUCUCCCAUCCACUAAAUACUCUACUCUUUGCCUCUUACUCUCUACCAUAACCUUUUGUCACAGAACUUUCAGCUGCUAUAUAGCUACUUCUCUCUUCUCUCUCCCCCUCCUCCCUCCAAUUAGGGUUUCCACUUUGAGAGAGAUUAUCAUAUCUCCCUUCCAGAGACAAAUCUGUGUUACUCCUUCAAUUGGCUAAGGCUAGCUAACUGGCUAAGAGGCUAGCUACUAGAUAUAAUAUCUACAUAUAUCUUGGAAGGAACAAAGAACAGCUACAGUCUACAGCUCUUAAUUUCUCGCAAGAGCUCCUCCACAAGGGAAAAAGGUAAAAUUCCCUUUUUUCAUAGCUUUCAUCAGAGAGACAUAGAUCCCAGCUUUGGUGUGCAGUGAAAAAUCAAAAUGGCAUCCUCCAGCUCCUCCUAUAACUCUCCCUGCGCUGCCUGCAAGUUUUUGAGGAGAAAAUGCAUGCCGGGCUGCAUUUUCGCACCUUACUUCCCACCGGAGGAGCCCCAGAAAUUCGCCAAUGUCCACAAGAUCUUUGGGGCCAGCAAUGUGACCAAGCUUCUCAACGAGCUCCUGCCUCAUCAGCGCGAGGACGCCGUGAACUCCCUGGCCUAUGAGGCGGAGGCACGAGUCAGGGACCCGGUGUAUGGGUGUGUUGGAGCCAUUUCUUUCCUCCAAAGGCAGGUCCAGAGGCUCCAGAAGGAGCUUGACUCUGCAAAUGCUGACCUCAUCCGCUAUGCCUGCAACGAAAUCACAACAGCAACGGUGUUGCCAACAGGGCUAAAUUCGGUGAUUCAGCCGAAUAUGGCUCCUCGGAGAAGGUCGGUUGAUCAUCAUCCUCAUCACCAGUUUUACCAACAAAUAAACAAUACUAGUACUACUGGAGGAGCUUUCUCAGCUCCCUAUCUUCCAUGGAAUGAUAUUCAUAACCGGUCUGGGGACAUUAACGAAGGAGGAGGAGAAGGAGGAGAUGGCAGAAUGUGAAGUGAGAUUUGAGACCCUAGCUACCUCAUCACAAUAAUUGACAAAGGUAAAUAAAACCCAAUUUAGCUAGGGUUUGGUUUCUGAUAGCACUCUAUUGGUGGUGUCAGGCAGGUCAUGUGGUGUUAUAUAUAUAUAUGCUUAUUAAGUUGUAGAAGUACUCAGUCAGCAGGGUCUCUAGCCUCACGUGUAGUAGUUACACUACUCUUCUAUAUAUAAUUUCGUGCGAGCUAUAUUUAUAUAUAGCCAGAUGGCUUUAGUAAUCCCAUUGUUUCCAAGUAUAUAAUUUGGUGGGUUCAGUGCUAGCUAUAUGUAUGUAUAUACCUAAAUUAUGUAAACUUAAAUAAGCAGAGAAACUUGUUGUAUAACACUAUUUUACUAUUUUCGGCCAAUAACGUUAUACCAUGUGAAAAAGUUAUCACUCGUAUCGUAGAGUUAUUGGUCGAGGAUUACAAAACAGUGUUAUUCCUGUUUCACGCAAGUGUUUCUCUUGAAUAAGACUUGCUCUCAGAUCGAUGGAGUAGAUCUCUUAAUAUUGUGUCAUAAUGCAACUGUACAUAUGGAGUAUAUAUGAAGGCAUGCGCAUGCGCCAUGCGGGGGUUGACAUUCUU